AUUUUACAAUAUAUUUAAAAUAUAAGACAAAAAUGGUGGAAGCGGGACCUACACUUUUAAAAGUGGAAUGCUCAGAUUACGAAGUGGAAUUGAACUGUUCCGACCGACUUUUAGAAAGUGGCGUUCAGACGACAUGUUGCGAGGAAUAUUCAGAAGUAACAAAACAUGCCUCUCCUCAUGUAUCAUUGAGGGCAUGGUAUAAAUGCUGUGAUUCGUUGGUGAAUAGCGGAUUAGCGCCGUCAAAAACCCCAGACUGGGAAAAUAGUUCAUACCAAGCAUAUAUAAUGGGGGUAGCUGUAUUCGGUAUUUUAAUUUGUCUUUUUGUGAGUGGUGCCAGAUCUGUGCGACGACGAAGAACGCUGAUGCGAUUACAACAAAGACAAGAAGACCUGUUGUUUUCAGCACAAGCUGCGGAAGCGGGAGCUCUGGGAAAUCAAGGACCCGAUUUUUGUACUCAAGUCAGUUUAGGGCCUCCCACGUAUGGAGAACUGGAGUCUAAAGGUCUAACAAAAGACUAUAAAUUGGGAGCAUUUGACCCACCACCGUAUCCUGGAAUCGAAGAAGAAUCUUUACAAUACGUCCCUUCGUCGAGGGAACCCUCCGAAAGUGAGGCCGCACCGCCUUUAGAAAACGAGAGUGACAAAAAUAGCGAAAACAGUAUUCAACGACCAGAACCCAACGAGAUGACAGAAAACCAUCAAGAAUUAUCGCAUAAUCUCGACGGUAGACAUGGUGAACAAGGGCAACGUCCAUGAUCACCAUAAACGUCCAUUUGAAAUACGAUGAUCGACGAAACGACUGGAGGCACGCGGCUCGGUGGCGCACUGUUUUCAGAUGAACAUAACUCUAUAGGAUGGAAAUGCUUUUACUCCAGCUCUUCAAAACCAUCAUAGCCUUGAAUGAAAUGGACGCCUGUAUCGAGACACAUAUCGAGCGAGGGCGUUAGCAAACAAUCCAUAAAAAAAAUUCAGUGAUUCGGGUUGCAUGAACAACAGGAAAUAAUUACGACCGUAAUAUUAGCAGAAAUAUUACUAAACCUUACGAGAAAUCCUAAUUCCAUGCUGACGCUGUUUGUCUGCUUCGGGAUAAUAGUCAACCGUUUUAUUUUAAUCGAAAAUAUUUAAUGCUAUCGCAAAUUUACUAUGUAGUAUUAGCCACGCCGGUGGCUAAUAAAAGCUAACACAGAGCAACAUUGCUUCGUAAUGUAUGAGGUCGUUAGACUAGUCUUGUUUUGUUCAAGAAAUUGAUAUUGCAGUUCAUUUUAAUGUGGAUAAUAAAUAAGUCUUGUUAAUUAAUAAUUUCAAGAAAAUAUUGCAAGCGUUUGGGUGUAGAUGUACAUAUCGACAUUAUAAAAGUUAUUUCUGCAUAUUAUUAAUACGAAUACUGAUAAUUUUUAUGUGUAAUCUAAUCGAAAGUAAAUUAUAAUAUUUAACUUUACUUAACGAAAAUGUGUUUACUAUUUUUGCACAUAGUUCAACUCAAAUAGAUCGUCGAAUGAGCUGAAAUUUCAAAACGGUUGUUUCCUAUGCUGGACUGUUACGAAAUCUAUUUCAAUAAAGAUGUCAUCGGGGAUAAUUACUGUUGUAUGAUGAUAACUAUGAAGAUUUGUUGCACUAACAUUACCUAUUAUUUCAUUAUUGAUGUAGGCUUUUUACCGCGUAGUGCCUUUUUAUGUUAAUUAGCUUGCCAGUAAAAUUUGUCGUUGAAAAUAUAAUAGCAAGCGUCGUUUUCUGUUAA
This is a messenger RNA of Styela clava, 1737 nucleotides long. RefSeq lists its product as uncharacterized. NCBI's taxonomy places the organism in Eukaryota, Metazoa, Chordata, Ascidiacea, Stolidobranchia, Styelidae. The record is from RefSeq and is a predicted model, not a curated record.